AGUGCACACAAUACUCAUAAUCAUAUUAUAGGACAGCUUUAUGGCAGGGAAAUGUUGAGAUGAAAUGUUUUCAAUGUAUCGUCAUGCGGGUCACUCCUCUCUCUCGUUGUUCUCGUUUCAGUCGUUUUAUGAGUUCUGCUGGCAGCGGUACGCGUCGUCAAUCGAUUGAGUGGUGUGAAUUCCAGCGCAAGCCAGUUAUAAGCUGAACCACCACUCAUCCGGGAAGCCAUCAGAGCAGUCAUGGAUUCCAACCAGAGUGCAGUGAUCGCGGGUGAGUGUGGGCCCAGAUAAGCUGUCGUCUGCCCCGAUAAGAUAGAUAGCAGCCAUGAUAUGAUGUCUGGGAUUAGCUGAAAGAUCUCCGAGUGCCAGUUGAGUUAAAGCAAUCUGGCAUUCUGCCAAGAUGCCCAUCUUUGUGAGCUCCUAUACUCUGCGUGCGAUCAGCAAAUUCUAUGCCCACCAAGAGCAGAGCGGUUACGACAAGCUUGCCCACUUGGCAAAUCAGCUGAAUUUUUUUAUCUUGGCUAAGCUCCGUCAUGUGUUGUUUGCUCUAUAUUUCGCUAUGAUAGCAUUGCGCCACGGCUCAGAGGCGACCUCCGACGGCAAGAGAUCUCGAUCCCUCUCCCAGGGCACAUAUGGAAGCCUCGGCACUGCGGAUGACAUCUUUAUUGCUGUCGAUGCGGUCAGCGGUAGUGUCAGUGAGUCUACCCCACUGCUGGACAAAGCCGCAGCACCUCCCCCAUCUCCCCCAUCGAACCACACAAAAGACUGCCUCAAUUGGCGCUCUGUGGGAUUGCUAGUUAUGUGCGUCUCCGCCCUGGGAUUGGCUGUAUAUUUGCUCUGGAGACAAACCCAACUGCCCGGCCUUGGGUAUCGCCUGAGUCUGAUCGAGCACGAUAUCUGGAGCGAUAUGGACCUGCAUGGCCAGGGAUCACGGCUGUUGGAUCCGUUUGCUGUUGUUUCUGUGUACUUUACCCACACGUCCAGCGCUGCUUGCUCCGACGAUUGCCUGGAGCUGCUACACAGGCUACAGCAGAAGCAUCGCUUGGAGGAGCUGCCCUACAACUUUCUUAUAACCGGCGACUGUCAGGCUUUCGAGGCACGCGGCUGGCAGUAUGAGAGUCACUUUGCAGAGCUCCCACAGGCCACUUCCCUGGUGGUGGCCUUUGUAGGGGACUUCAGCCAGAGGCCGCCCAGUGACUGCCAGUUGGCGACCGCCCAGGCACUGCUCCUGGAGUCCCUCAAGCGACGGAGACUCCACCCGGAAUACAAUCUGUUUGUGGUGGGAAAUGCGGAGGCUGUGCAGCAGGAGCUGCAGCUCUGGCCGCGCUAUGGUGGAAGGAGGAGAAGGAAGAGGAGGGAAGUCGAGUGAGUAGAGUCGAGCAGUUCCAAGUGAUUCCUCUCGU
Drosophila pseudoobscura is the source of this 1403-nucleotide messenger RNA. It is a transcript of the gene PGRP-LD, whose product is annotated as Peptidoglycan recognition protein LD. The record is from RefSeq and is a predicted model, not a curated record. Gene Ontology annotation, molecular function: zinc ion binding; N-acetylmuramoyl-L-alanine amidase activity. Gene Ontology annotation, biological process: peptidoglycan catabolic process. NCBI's taxonomy places the organism in Eukaryota, Metazoa, Arthropoda, Insecta, Diptera, Drosophilidae. The transcript has 3 exons. The coding region runs from base 401 to 1369 and encodes 322 amino acids.